ACAUUUAGUUUUUUUUUUCCGACAAACUUUGCUCAUAUUUUCAUUUCAAUGUUUUUUUUCUCGUACCGUUCCUAGUACGCCAUGUCCCAACUUUGAAACUUCAUUUUCAGAUCUUCAUUUUCCAUUAGAAUCUCUCAUCAAAGAUCAGAUGGAGGAACGGAGCCAUUACGUGAAGCUGACUAAAGAGCAAAAACCUCAUGAAGAUAUCAAUCCUGGUGAACUCAAUCAGCCUAUUGAGGUUCCUCAGUUGGCGGUUCCGAAGUGCAUGGAAUGUGGACAGGCACUACCAGAAAGCUAUGCACCUCCUGCUGAUGAGCCUUGGAUGACCGGGAUUUGUGGAUGUUUUGAAGAUAGAGAUAGUUGUUUGACAGGACUGUUUUGUCCCUGUGUUUUAUUUGGCCGCAAUGUAGAAAGCUUGUAUGAAGACGCUACUUGGAAUGCACCAUGCAUUUGUCAUGCCAUUUUUAUCGAGGGUGGAAUCGCUCUGGCGACGGCAACUGCAAUCUUGAAUGGUAUAAUUGACCCAGGGACAUCAUUUCUCAUUGUGGAGGGUUUGUUUUUUACUUGGUGGAUGUGUGGCAUAUACACCGGUCAGGUUCGGCAAACCUUGCAGAAGAAUUAUCACUUAGAGAAUUCUCCCGCUGAUCCUUGUUGUGUCCACUGCUUCAUGCACUGGUGUGCCUUGUGUCAAGAGCACAGGGAAAUGAAGGGACGCCUCUCGGAGAGUCUUUCCUCAGAAACGACCCUCGUAAACGCGCCUCCGAUUCAAGAAAUGAAGUCUACCGGUGAAAAGGAAAGUGCUGGAUCAUCCUCCUCCUCUUCUGCUAACAACAGUGAGCAUACUAGUUUAGAAAUGCAGGCUCUAUAAAGUCUUACUACCAUUGUUAGCAUCCAAAAGAGUGACAUGAAUUUUGGAAUUUUGCUUGAUAGAGAAUUAUUGUUUUAUACUUUUGCUUUGGACAUGUAUAUCUCUCUCUAGCACCGAUACCUCUAAAAAAAGUGUGUCCGUGUCAUUAUCGGUGCCGUGUUUCAUAGAUUUGUUGCAAUGACUUGUUAAGAUGAAAAUUCACAAUUUAAUGCAUGUUGAAUUAGACUUCAACCAAAA
Vicia villosa (hairy vetch) is the source of this 1105-nucleotide messenger RNA. Its product is annotated as cell number regulator 6-like. NCBI's taxonomy places the organism in Eukaryota, Viridiplantae, Streptophyta, Magnoliopsida, Fabales, Fabaceae. The record is from RefSeq and is a predicted model, not a curated record. The transcript is spliced from 5 exons. The coding region runs from base 149 to 868 and encodes 239 amino acids.